Perkinsus marinus ATCC 50983 is the source of this 3321-nucleotide messenger RNA. RefSeq names its product programmed cell death protein, putative. Gene Ontology annotation, molecular function: RNA binding. Gene Ontology annotation, biological process: rRNA processing. Lineage: Eukaryota; Perkinsozoa; Perkinsida; Perkinsidae. The record is from RefSeq and is a predicted model, not a curated record. Gene Ontology annotation, cellular component: small-subunit processome; nucleolus. The transcript has 16 exons. The coding region runs from base 1 to 3321 and encodes 1106 amino acids.
AUGGGACCGUUAAAGGGUGUUGUGCAUCAACAUCAUCUGCUACACCCCAUCCUCAAUGACACGGAUGUGACGAUGACUACCAACCUCAAGGUUGGCCAAUCGGUGACGGCGAGGGUACUCGCAAUACUGGCAGACCCGUCGUCGCACACAAGGGCGGUGUACUUGACGUUGUUGCCUAACCUCGUACAGUGGAAGGGUAUUAAGAGCCAAGUAGAGGCUGGCACGACCAUUGAGGCGGCUAGGGUUAUAGAUGUGAUCCCGAAGGACUGCACGCGGUUCGUUGCAGGAGGGAAUCUCAUGGUUGCUCAUGCUACUCGAUGCAGUCUGCCAUAUAGGCAGCCCGGCGCUGUCGGGAAGAAGACUGAUGUCAGGGCUCUGGGGAGUAAUCUUCUAGAGAUGUCUGUACAGGUCAGCGCGGAGGAGAAGGUCCUGGCAGCCUCUGUAGUGAAUCUUCAACAAGUUUCGGCUGGUAUGGUAUUCGAUAAAGCAGUGAUUGAGCACUUCGACAACGAGAAGGGCCUCAUCGUCAGCCUCAGUGAUUUCGUUACUGGAAGGGUUCCGAAGGAGCAAUGCACCGACCAGGGUAAUCAGAGGAAGCUUCCUAAAAGAUAUGCGGAGGAGAAGGCGGAGAUCCGCGUCAGGGUUCUCAAUGUGGACCCUGUGAGGCGACAGGUUACCCUCACAGCUAAGAAGUCCCUUGUCGGUCGACCGGAUGAGGAGGCGCCGAGAGCCCUCAUCAGAAACGCUGAUGCGAGCGUGGGGGAUGUUGUAGUCGGGUACGUGAGUAAGAUACUUGACCAUGGUGGCUGCAUAGUGAAGUUCUUUGGUGAGGCAUUCGGCUUGCUACCUAUUGUCACGGAGGGCUGUGCUCACGAAGGAGCUCUUGUGAAGGUGAGGGUUGUGAGUAAGAACGACUCACCUAAGGGAACUAGGCUGAGGCUACAGCAAGUGAACAGUAUGGAAGAUUCUACAAUGGGAGAGAUUACUAAGGUUGGCGAUGUCCUGGCAGUUGAGACCAUUGAGGGAGCGGACAAGUGCAGUGGUGGUCGACAGUGUGUAAAGAUCCGAUGUGUGGGAGGUAUGGACGUGUUAGUUCCAGUGAUGCAGUUGGCAGACGAUCCUGAUAUGGCAGUGGCUGUGAUGGAGCGUGUUGAGAAAAAGGAAGAUUUGCAACAUUUCCCGCUCGCCAAGGUUCUAGUGACUGCUGUUAUGAACGAUGGUACGGUAGAGGGUACGUGUAAGCCGGUACUGGUCGAAGACGAGAAGUAUAGGGAGCUCCUUGGCAUCAGUCAGGAGGAGAUACCCUCGAAGAUUAAGGUGGGGGAAGGCCUUGUUGGUUUCGUGUCUAACGUGACCACCUUCGGUGCAUUUGUUCGUGUCGGUGGGGUUACUGGUCUGGUACCGAAACCCAAGCUGGCAGAAGGCUUCGUUGAGGAGGUUUCUGAGGCGGUUGAGGUUGGCCAGACGGUCACUACUGCAGUGGUGUCGUCGGUUGAUGCUGAGAGGAAUAUGUUCAAGAUGGAUAUGCAACCUCGCGCGGUGGCGGCGGUCAGCGAAUUAUCAGCUCGGGAGGAGCUCAGGGCUGCGGCGAAGUUGAGGCUUGAGAAGUGGUUGGGGAGUGGUAGGAUACCCCAGAGGGGACAGGUGGUCGAUGCCAAGGUUGGCAAGAAGAAACCCUAUGGAUGGAUGCUUGAAUUGACUAAGUUCGAGGCUGCUGCUGGACUGUUAUUGAAAAUGGGAGUUGGGGAGUUGGAGAGUGGCAGUGAUGUGAAGGUUAAGGUUGUUGACGUUGACGUCGUGAGAUCUGUUGUGUACGCGUGCAAGAUUGGAGAAGAGGCUAAAGCAGGUGGCAAGAGGAAGCACAGCGAGGGAGGUUCUGAAGUUGAGGGGAAGGUUAUGUCUACUAGGGCUGGGUAUACUACAGUGCUUACAAGCUCGGGAGGGAUCUUGUUGGUCACUAGUGGGCCGAGAAGCCUUAAUGUGGAAGAUGCGGUUAAGGUUAGGACGGCCUCUGAGGAAGGGGUUGGUGUACUUGUUGAUGAAAAACCAAAGGCUAAGAAGGCUCGCAAGACGCCGGGUGAAGGAGGGAACUUCGCAGCAGACGUGUCUGUUGUUGAGGAUGUUGAGGAAUUGGUUGAAGGGAAGGAAUUGUCUAUGGAGGUGUCUAAGGGGAACGUUGUUGGUCACACUUCGACUCGAGUGAUUAUGGUCGCUGCACCUAAUAUCCGGGCUACAAUGCAUGUGGCUCAUUGUCGUCCUGGUGUGGAAGGAGGCAAGCUGGCCAAAGAGUACCCUGUUGGUUCGGUUGUUUCUGUGCGAGUGGUGGGUUCAUCCCAUGUGACGGCCUUCUCGGCUAGUGGUGCCAAUCAGUGGAACAUCAGCGUUAGAGAUCCGAAGAAGGAUAAGGAAGAUUGCAAGUUGUACAAGUGGAAUGCAGCUUCCCUUUGUGCGGCCCCUUUGGUUGGUUGCGCCGUCUCUUCGGUGAACGACGAUGAGAUGUUCAUCAUGGUCGACAUUCCUGGGGUGGAGAUGAGCUCACAUACGCAGUUGGAGGCUGGCAAGUUGGGCAAUAUGACUAAGGCGCAGAAGGCUAAAUUUUUCCGCCAGCAUCUUGGUGACCAUGACGAUACCUCCAGCAACUACUGCAAGGUGAUGCUGGGCAAGUUGCGUGCGGUGGACCUGCCCAAAGCUGUGGAGGAGUAUAAGCCUGGACAUCUGCUAAGUGAUGAGGAAGUGAGGGCCUUCGAAGUGGUCACUAAGAAGAAGAUAGAGCUCACUGCUGUGGAGGAGGUGAAGGAGGGUUCUGUGGUUACUACCGCUCGAGUGUCCAGCCAUAAGUCGGCUGCGAUCCAGCGUAUAGUGGAGCUCCCUGGUGGUCAUAAGGGGAGGCUUCAUGCUACUAUGGCAUGUGAUGAUUGGAGGGCAAAUCCUUUGUCUCCGCUGACACCGGGAAUGCUAGCACCGGCGUUAGUGGUGGUCAGCCUCGGUAGUGGCCGUACGCCUACUGAGCUCUGCCUCAAAUCGAUCAGCCGGGCUCAUGUGAAGGGUCUUCCUAAGGGAGCCAAAGACCUCAAGGAAGGAGGGAAGGUCUCUGGAUAUGUAGCUAGCGUGAGCUCUUCGGGAGUCUUCGUCGCACUUUCACCGUGGCUGACCGGCCGUGUUUUGCUCGGCAACGUCGCGGAGCAUCCGGUCACUCCUGAGGAAGCUGGCAAAUUAUAUCCUGUGGGUACCUCUGUGAAGGACAUAGCAAUUACUUCAGUGGACGUGACGAAGAACAGGGUUGGUCUCGCAAUUGUGAACAAAAGGAUAAGAGUCAGAUAA